AUGCUGCUUUGGACGAUCAGUGAUUUCCCUGCCUAUGGGAAUCUUGCUGGCUGCACAAUAAAGGGUAAAAUGGCAUGUCCGUUGUGUGGGAAAAACACAGACAGUAUGUGGUUAAAGUUCAGCAGGAAGCAUGUCUAUAUGUGUCAUAGAAAGGGUCUGCCACCGUCACAUAGUUAUAGAGGAAAGAAGGCUUGGUUUGACGGAAAAGAAGAACAUGGGAGAAAGGGAAGGAUAUUAACUGGACAGGAAAUUUCCCAAAAUCUGAAGAAUUUCAAGAAUGACUUUGGAAAUUUCAAACAAUCUGCAACUAAGAGAAAAAAACCAGAUAAUGCUAGAGGAAGCUCUGACAGUGAGGAGAGUGGUUCGGAGGAAGAAGAAGAUGAGGAAGUACAAGUAGACAAGGAGGAAUUAUCAAGAUGGAAGAAGAGGUCUAUCUUUCUCAAGCUACCUUAUUGGGAGAAACUCCCUGUACGACAUAACAUAGAUGUCAUGCAUGUUGAGAGAAAUGUGGCAGCAAGUAUUGUGUCUACGUUGUUACAUUGUGGGAAAUCAAAAGAUGGCAUUCAAGCCAGAAAGGAUUUGGAGAAUCUCGGUAUUAGGAAGGAUUUGCAUCCUUGCACCCAAGAGAAGAAAGUCUUCUGUAGGCAGCUUUUUGACUUCAAAGGCCGUGACGGCUACUGUUCAGACAUAUCCAGAGGCAUAUCAUUAGAUGAUUGUAAGGUAACGGGUCUGAAAUCACAUGAUUAUCAUGUGUUAAUGCAGCAGCUUCUUCCGAUUGCACUAAGAGGGAUGUUACCGAAAGGUCCUAGAGUAGCACUAAUACCUCUUGAUUCAGACGACCAUGGAGAAACACUUAAAUGGUUGGCUUAUGGACCACGUAGCUCUGCACGGUCGUAUACAUGUUAUAUUGUGAAUGGGCAACGAUUUCACACAAGAUCAGUUGAUAGGAAAAGUCAGAAUAGUGGGGUUUUCUAUGAGGCUACAGCAGUCUUUUGGAGCAUUCUGGAGCAUAUGGGACAUAAGGAGCAUGGAGGGACUUGGCACAUGGAAGCAGCUCAACUGGAUACGCAAAGGAAGAAGGGAGAAGCCAUCUUGAAGACCAGCUCGACCGUCCACUCGACCAACCGGUCGAGUUCCUCAACUCGACCGGCCAAGCUUCAACUCGAUCGAGCUGGGGAGUCAAAGUCAAACCCGAAAAAUGUUGCUUCCCCCUUGACUUUCCUUUGA
Microthlaspi erraticum is the source of this 1227-nucleotide messenger RNA. NCBI's taxonomy places the organism in Eukaryota, Viridiplantae, Streptophyta, Magnoliopsida, Brassicales, Brassicaceae. The record is from the annotation of a GenBank genome assembly.